This is a messenger RNA of Sphaeroforma arctica JP610, 4119 nucleotides long. RefSeq lists its product as hypothetical. Lineage: Eukaryota; Ichthyosporea; Ichthyophonida. Gene Ontology annotation, cellular component: nucleus; cytoplasm. The record is from RefSeq and is a predicted model, not a curated record. Bases 95 to 1024 code for a protein of 309 amino acids. The transcript has 9 exons. Gene Ontology annotation, molecular function: protein binding.
CAUUUAUUCAACAUUUGUUCAACAGCUGCAAGCACGCAUCGACAAUGAGACCUUAAUAGCGUUGUAUCUACAUGAUCUUGUGAUCGGAGACAUCAUGUUCACGUUCGAGAGGACUGAUUGCUGUGAUACAGCGCUAAUAGCGUGCGAAAAAGGGCAUCUCAAUUGCAUAAGAAGAUUCAUAAAUGCGGGAAUCGGAGUCAAUUCAAAGAUCGAAUUCGGUCCUUCGCGACGAAAUCGUACUAUGCUACAUGUUACUUCUCAGCAUGGUCAUUUGGAAGCAGUUCAAGCCUUGGUGGAGAUACACUACGCAAAUGUGAACGUGGCAACUCUCUGCCCGGCAAAUAGAAAAACUGGAGGAACGCCAUUGCAUUCAGCAGCUGCUAAUGGGUACCAUAAGGUAGUCAGCUAUCUUUUAGUGCAAGGCGCUAAGGUGGAUGCGCGCGACCACAACUGGGAAACGCCCCUCAUGGACGGGGCUCAGAAAGGACAGUUCGAGUGCUUACAGCUACUUCUACAAGCGGGUGCGGACCCAAAUGCCAGGCAAAAACGAGGGGAGCAGCCACUUCACUGGGCGUGCAAUAAAGGGCACACCAAGUGCUCCUUGCUUCUACUCAACCAUGGCGCAGAUAUAGAUGCCGAGGAUGACGAUCACGAAACUGCGCUUCAUGAUGCAGCAGGCAGAGGGAGGGUAGAGACGACAUUAUUUCUAUUGCAAAAGGGAGCUUCUACUUCUGUCAGAGAGAAAGACGGGCAAACUCCGUUGCACUGGGCAGCAUAUCACGGGCAUUCGGAGUGUGUCAAACAUCUAGUAGAGUAUGGGGCGGAUCCUAGCGCGUCGGAUCAUGGUAUCAAGCCUUCCGUCAGCACCUUAAAACAAAUAUGCCAUCGCGCUGUUCGUCGGGAGAUAAUCGCACGACCGUCAAACACAGACACGUGGAGAUCCCAAAUGCCACAGGAUCUGAAUCGUUGGUUGGAUGCGACUAAGAACGACUGGAAGCUGGAGACCAGUCGAUUGGUUCUGUAGUGGUCAGCUGUUUACAUGACUGUAGUUUAAAUUUUCGGAAGCAAUCCCCUGCAUCAGCCGGAUUGUUUGAAACGGCGGUGUGAAUUAGGGGUUUUUUCUGGAACAUGUAUUCCAGAUAUCUACAAUUUUGGAGGUAGAUUGAAAAUGGGAGGUAGUAAACAUUCACCUGGUAAUGGUGAAGUAUCAUUGAAGUUAGUUAAUUUUACUCAUAUACAAUAAUGAAGGAAAUGUGACUUUAAUUUGCAACUCCAAUCCAUGCUGAACAGCACCGUGCUUGGUGAACUUACAUCCUAUUGUAUGGUUCAGGCGUAGUGGAACUGCGAGCUGUAAAUCUAGACACAUGCAUACCGACCAAUAGAGUGUCAUCAAUAUACGUAUAUAUGGCUAUGUGUACAACACUCUGAGGUAUGUAUCGGUUUAUCCACUCUCCAGUGACGUGCAGAUGUAGUCCAAACUCUUAAGAUCUCUCACAAGUAUCUCUUGUAUAUGGUAAGCCCUGCUGUAGCUCGAUUUCUUGUCCAUCAGCCGGUGCAUCGUGCUUACAACUAACGCCUGACAUAUCUAAUAUUCACCAAAGCAUAGUGAAGUACCGAUGUCUGAUUUUUUAUACCGUCGUCUGAUUUGUUUGUACUCUUAUAACUAAAGCCUGACAUAUCUAAAAUCCACCAAAGCAUAGUGAAAUACCGCUGUCUGAUUUGCUGUCUGAUUUGUUUGUACUGCUGAACUGUUCCUCUCGCCCCGUUCAGCACUAUUGUAGUUUUAUUGUCCAGCCCUGCACUUCCGCACUCAAGGGACCAUGAUCGCAUUGCUUCCACAGUGCUUUCUAGCGCAUACUGGCUAGUGCUAUGCAAGUAGCGGCCUCCUGGGAGUAGACACGACCAGCACUAUACCAUCGGCAAAGGCCUGGCAUGAGCAAGUAAUGCUGUUCAGCCCUAUAGUGUAUUGCAUUAUGGUCUGAUUCACAAUCCUGGCCUCAACCGAGUCGGUGUUGUUUAAAUAAAUUGCAAUCGAUCAUGACUCUUUACCGCGAAACUAGCAUUUUUCCCGCCUAGUCAUAUAUAAACUGGCCAUGUAAUCUGUCGGGUGAUCAACAACCAAGGCCAACUAGCUGACCUUCUUAUGGAUGAUACGUUUCUAUCAAAGGUACUAUAGGAUGCUUGCAAUAACAAUUGAGCACAGCCAGCAGCGAAGGUCUAGCCAUACCGCUCUAGCCAUAUUGGGCUCACCGUCUGUCACAAGUGAGAUACUACAUUCCGGAUUAAUUCAGCAUAUUGGUCUAUCAGCAUAAUUGGUCUAGCCCAUUUCCGUCUUGCCAUCACACCUCGCAAUCUAAAUCAUCCGGUAGUUUUUCUAGUAGCGACCAACCGGCCGUGGCCUUCAUUGUCUGGCCAACCACCCAGCCAAGUCAUCCGCAUCCAUAGCCAGAUAGCCAGCCUUCUCCUCGGGCGUGUACGUCCUGAUCGGCGGGGAUACAGCGUGCACUAGAUAGUUUUGCACGGCUCUUCGCAGCGACUUCUGCGACGGCGGACUGGACGCCCGCGGCUGUCCCACCACAAACGCAUCGAAUGGAUGGUACUUCUCAAUUGUACGUGAGCUCGAGAAUCCCUGGGAGGCGUCCUGGGUUGCCGACAUGGCCUCUGCCCGGGCUUGUUGCUCUGGCGUCUGCAACUGCCAGAGUGGUCCCCUGGUGCGCUUGUACCGUCGGUUUAACAUCAGUCGCAGAACCCUUCUGACCGCGGCCUCGGCCAUGGCGGUGGUGUGAGAGUGCAGAUCUAGCAGCCCGUCGUGCUUGAGGUUAAUCCACGCACGCCAGUGGUGCGCUUGCACCAUGUACUCAUACAGUGCAUCGCACACGUCCAGUUCGCCCAUCUCGGCCCCUUUAUUUAUGAGGUACUUGGGGACAAAGGCAUCCAAGCCAGCCGUAUCAUCGAUGCCACGCUGCAGCACCGUGAACAUCUUCUGGCGCUCCUUGGCUGCCAAGCAGGUCUUGGACACGGCGAGAUAGAUGCGGUCAUUCCUGGGCACAUUCAAUGCAAUCAUCUCACCCAGGAAGACGAUCGUUUGCGGCCAGUUGCUGUUGCGAGAGUGUGCUUCGAGCAAGUACAGAUACAUCUCAGUGUCGCACUUCAGCUUCUCCCUCGUCAGAACAGGUUCAACUCCAAGUACUUCCUGGUGUUUCUGUGCCUGAUAGAAUCUUCGCAUCGCCUCUUUACACGUCCGAGUACUAAGGCGUAAAUUCUUCUUAUUCGCUUUCGUAAACAACAUGGCCGCGCGGUCGAGGUUUUGGUUUUUCAAUGCAAACUGAAUAGCUCCCUCGAUUGCUCGCCGUUCUUUUUUCCCGCCUUUAUAAACUUCUGGUUCAACCUUCGGAGGCGGUAUUCCGCCAGAACAUGCUUUAUGAUUUUCUAUAUCUAUCUCUGCAGAUCUCUUGUUGAUUUCCUUGUUUAUAUGAAUGUUAUCCUUGAGCACAUGUCUACUAUUAAACGUUGCACCGUGUCCCGAUGUUUGAGACACUCCAACCUGUUUGUCAGUUCCAUCUAUCGGUACGCACAAGUCAUCAAUCAUAUCGAGCAUCGUAAGUUUGUCCAGAUCUUCCGCUUGAUCAAUAUUCAUGCUCGUGAAUGCUUGUGAGCGUUUAUCUUCAGUAGCGAUGCAUAUAUUUUCUCUUGAAUUUGUUGUGGAUGUGUGCAGCAUGCGAUAUGAAAUAGAAGAGCCGGGUGUAAUACAAUCAAGGAUUCUGAUAUAUUCAUACUGGUUAAUACAUCGUUUUACACUUUGACAAUUGCCCCUUCCCUGUACAUGCAAACAUCGUGGCCUGACGUAUCUACCCUGUCUCAUCAAAAUCUCGCCGCAAUAAAAGGGUAUGUGACGGCGUGUGGUCAUGCUUCCCAUCGCAAGCUGGUUUCCCUUAAAUAAAGUAUGUGUUGAUCGCAUCCCUUUCACGGUACAUCUUACACUGCUCAUUAUCAACCUACGAGUGCACUGCAUAAUGAAAGAUUAGUUGUAUCGGUAGCCUUUGCAAGUAUAGCUAAUACUGAAUAGACGACGCAAACUCUUUUGAAACAGUGCUCGGUGUGCGUUCGGCACUCUUCUUC